Molecule: messenger RNA, 1590 nt
Organism: Botrytis sinoallii
Lineage: Eukaryota; Fungi; Ascomycota; Leotiomycetes; Helotiales; Sclerotiniaceae
Exons: 5
Coding region: 1-1590 (529 amino acids)
Biological process (GO): transmembrane transport
Cellular component (GO): membrane
Molecular function (GO): transmembrane transporter activity
Source: RefSeq, a predicted model, not a curated record
AUGGCGGCUUCAAAUCAAGAUGCUGCGUUGGCUAAUAUGGGAUACACGGCUGAAUUGCCUCGUUCCCUGAGUAUGAUGAGUAUUCUAGGCCUAUCAUUCGCUAUUAUGGCAGUUCCUUUCGGUCUCAGCACGACACUCGCUUACUCGCUGACCGAUGGUCAAUCUGUGACCGUUUUAUAUGGUUGGAUCUUCGUAUCGUGUAUAUCACUUGCUAUAGCUGCCUCACUGGCUGAGAUAUGCAGUGUGUAUCCAACUGCUGGAGGUGUAUAUUACUGGUCUGCUAUGCUUAGCACCAGGAAAUAUGCUCCUGUUGUUUCCUGGAUCACGGGGUGGUUGACCUUGGUGGGUAAUUGGACUGUAACUUUGUCCAUCAACUUUUCGGGUGCACAAUUGAUUUUAAGUUCCAUCUCGAUCUUUAAUGAAGACUUCGUGGCCAAUGCAUGGCAAACCGUCCUAUGUUUCUGGGCCGUUAUGGCAAUUGCUUUCUCGGUAAAUGUAUUCGGUGCAAAAUACCUGGAUUUGAUCAACAAAAUCUGUAUAUACUGGACUUCGGCUUCGGUUAUUAUCAUCAUCAUUACUCUUCUAGUAAUGGCGAAUAAUCGUCGAGAUGCCGAGUUUGUUUUCGCCCAUUUCGAUGCUUCGGCAUCCGGUUGGCCUUCUGGAUGGGCCUGGUUCGUUGGUCUCCUUCAAGCCGCCUACACCUUAACCGGCUACGGAAUGGUAGCUGCCAUGUGCGAAGAAGUACAAAAUCCCGAGCGAGAAGUUCCUAAAGCUAUGGUUCUAUCUGUUUUCGCCGCGGGAGUUACUGGAAUACUCUACUUAGUUCCUCUAUUAUUCGUUCUCCCCGAUGUAACUUCAGUUCUUGGCCAAUUAAACGGUCAACCCAUCGGCUACAUUUUCAAAACAGUCACUGGUUCCGCAGCCGGUGGAUUCGGACUUCUGUUCCUAAUCCUCGGUAUCCUCUUCUUCGCUGGUGUUGGCGCCUUGACCGCUGCAAGUCGUUGCACAUAUGCAUUUGCGCGCGAUGGAGCUAUCCCCGGUUCUCGUAUCUGGAAGCGCGUGCAUCCUACAUAUGAUAUCCCAUUUUGGGGCCUUGUCCUUUCUACUGUAGUAGAUUGUGUGCUCGGAUGCAUCUAUUUUGGCUCCACCAGUGCUUUCAAUGCUUUUACCGGUGUGGCUACCAUUUGUUUGUCGGUCUCGUAUGGAAUCCCCAUUUUGGUUAAUCUUAUUCGGGGAAGACAGGCAGUCAAGCAUGCUUCAUUUUCGUUAGGAAGAUUUGGAUUUGCUAUUAAUGCUAUCACCGUUGUUUGGAUCACUCUCGCCAUCGUUCUUUUCUGCAUGCCAACCGCUAUUCCGGUCACUCCUACGAGUAUGAAUUACGCGAGUGUAGUUUUUGUCUUCUUCGCUUCUAUCAGUCUUCUUUGGUAUGUAAUUAGAGGUAGAAAAGAGUUUAGUGGCCCUCCAGUUGUUUCGGCCGAGGAGGCAGAACAUAAUGGGGAGGUCGUGGGUGGUGUGGGAAGAGUUGUGACAGAGGAUGGCAGUGGACAGGUUUCAUAUGGAAGCGAUGCAGAGAAAGCGAGUCGGAAGUAA